GAUUUCGCAAGAGACGACUGACGAGGCUUCCCACUGAGAAAUAUUUAAAUUGCGCGAACACAAAGAUGAAGGGAUAUUUCGUCUUCGCUUGUCUAUUUCUCGUACAUUUUGCCGGGGCUGACGAGGCCCUGUAUGCAAGCGUUGUAUGGGAUCCACUGUCGAACCAUCUUUAUGUCGAGGACGCAGUGCUGCCUGAUGCAGUCGCUUGGGGACGAUUUUCAAACGAAGUUAACAAGACGGGAUGGUCCUACUUGGAAGUCCAUACAACAAGAGGGUACCCAGACGACAUCCAAUCAUUGGCAGCCGGCAUGGUCGAAGGGUACCUGACAGCGGACUUCAUUCUUAUGAACUGGAAGAACACAGAUUCUGGGUACUGCAAAGCAAAACCAACGAUAUGCACCAAACUAAACUCAUUUCUGUACAAGAAUUCCGUAUUUGUAACGUCCCAAAUCGAAUCAAACCUGCAGGAUCCUUACUGGUAUCAGGUAAAACUAUUGUAUCAACAACUUCUUGGGCUCCGUCGUGGCUACGCAGCAAGCGAAACUGGAACAAACAAUCCAUUAUCUUCAUUUGAUUUCCAUCUAAUGCAACUCGGUGGCGUAAGUGAUCUGGAACAAGCGUUGAACGGUACAACUAAACGUCAAAUGGCUGGCGAUGGCUCUUGCUCGGCAUUCAUCAAAAUUCUACCAAAAAACGAAGAUUUGCUGAUCUCGCAAGUGACAUGGAACUCUUACACAUCGAUGUUGCGUAUUUACAAGCUGUACGAACUUCAGCUGGUGAAUAACAGUAAUCCUGCUCUUCACAUCGUUGCGCAAAACCACAGCUUUUCUUCGUAUCCUGGUAGAUUGUACAGUGGUGAUGAUUUUUACGUGCUUAGCAGUGGACUGGUUACCCAAGAGACAACCAAUGACAAUUAUAAUAAAGACUUAUGGCAAUACAUUGGCCCGAAUUCUGUCAUGGAAUGGGCAAGAACGGUAAUCGCAAACAGACUCGCACAAGACGGUCAACAAUGGGUGUCUUUGUUUGCAAAACACAACAGUGGAACGUACAACAACCAAUGGAUGGUCCUCAACUACAAUAUGUUUACACCGGGGAAACCUGUGAUACCCGAGACACUUUGGGUUCUUGAACAGAUGCCUGGAAUAGUGCAAAUGGGAGAUCUCUCCUUGUAUUUGAUAAACAAUGGCUACUGGGCAAGCUAUAACAUACCAUUCUUUGACACCAUAUUCACCGUCAGUGGACAGGAAGAUAUGGUGAAAAAGUACGGUUCUUGGUUCGACUAUGAACUCAACCCGCGCGCACAGAUCUUUAAACGAGAUCAAAGCAAAGUUGUUGAUCUAGCUAGCAUGAUGAAAUUGAUGAGGUACAAUGAUUACACUCAUGAUCCACUAUCGAAGUGCAAUUGUACGCCGCCAUACAGUGCUGAGAAUGCCAUCUCAUCAAGAUCGGAUCUGAACCCAGCGUCUGGCAAGUAUCCAUUUCCAGCUCUCGGCCAUCGUGAACAUGGUGGAACUGAUGCGAAGAUAACAAGCUAUAAGCUGUUCCAAGAUUUCACAGUCUAUGCAGUCAGCGGUCCAACACACGACCAGCAACCAGUCUUCAACUGGACAAUGUCAGGAUGGUCGCGUCCUCUGGGGCAUCCUGAUAAUUGGGACUUUGAACCAGUCAUGAUUUCAUGGAGCGGCACACAGGCAUUUGAAGAUGAUUCUGAGAACUUACUGGACCUCGAAAAAGAAGCCUGAGCGUUAUAAAAUAACGAUCAUGAAUCCCAAUAAACGAUCAGCAUAACACUAUAUUUUAAUAUAUUUUAAUUCACUACAUUUAAUACAACAUUGGCUUAGAGUUCUAGACUCAGAAAGUUGAUGGUAAACUUAAACAUUCAAUAAUGAAAUAGGGAAAUUUAUAAGGUAUAAAAAGAUAAUGCAUUUAUAACAAAGUUCAUG
This is a messenger RNA of Dendronephthya gigantea, 1943 nucleotides long. RefSeq names its product putative phospholipase B-like 2. Gene Ontology annotation, molecular function: glycerophospholipase activity. Gene Ontology annotation, biological process: phospholipid catabolic process. The record is from RefSeq and is a predicted model, not a curated record. NCBI's taxonomy places the organism in Eukaryota, Metazoa, Cnidaria, Anthozoa, Malacalcyonacea, Nephtheidae. Bases 66 to 1742 code for a protein of 558 amino acids. Gene Ontology annotation, cellular component: extracellular region. The transcript has 11 exons.